AACUUUUUAAACAAUUCAUGUUUUAUUUUUUAACAAAUUACACGAAGGCUAUGUCGCCUUGCUUCCUUCCGCAUAAAGGAGUGGGAUUGGCCCUAUCAGUUUUUACUGAAGUCCUUUUGGACUGACAUGUAUCCUGUAAGAUCGCAACCUGGAACUUUGGAGCUAAAGUUUGUGAUAGAUGGAUUGACUUGUGAUAUCUAUCGGACGGACUUGCCGCGUCUACACGCCGACCUCGUGAGGGACUUUGAUCGCGUAGACUACAGUAUGAAUCAUCUGAGAGCGCGCCCUAUACCAUACAGCUGGCCAUUUCUCAGUAUGUACUCGGGAGAAUGCUCCAAUAUUAAUUUAGACUCGAAAGUAUUUUUCAUUCAUUUAUUUAUGUAAACAGCAGUGAAUCAUUCAUACAACACCUACUUGCAACCAUAAAUUUUCGCUUACGAAUUCUUCAAGUAUGCAAAUCGAUUGAUUUGUGAAAUGAGCAUAUCGCUGAAACAGACAACGCCCUUAAAGAGCGAGUUCUGAUUGGUUCAUUUCUUGUCACGUGCGUGGGAUUCAGGUGCUGUACUAAUUACAACACUGUCUCGCGAGUACCUAUUGUCAUCAGAGAGGAAUGUCAAAUAUUCCUGGAAUUUACACAUCUGAAGAAUUUCAAUCGUUCGCACCUAAUACAGUCACAAAUAAAUAUUACCAACACAUACUACCAGUCAUCACUACUGUAUUUUUUAUAGGAUUAUCGAUCAGGGUGACAUAGUUACUAUAAAGCUGGCACGCGCCAGUCGCACAUGUGUAUCAGGGUCGCUGUGAUCGCUCAGUGCAGCCGCCAAUGUUUAUGUUCCGUUGGACACACAUACAUGUACACACAAGUAUACGUGGUGGUCGAGAUUUGACUUAGAGAAGACAAGUGUUCCUGUAUUUAAGCCGAUCUGAAAGAUAACUACCAUGUUCAUCGCAAGGGGGAAAGAGGCGUCACAAAACAUUUGUUUUUCGUGAAUGCAGUCCGAGAUGAAUUCCCAGACGUUAGACGGAGUUACGUCCCUUUAACUGUAUGCAGUAAGAUCCCAAAAUAGAACUGUACACAAACACAGGUUCGAGCAUGACCACUGGUUAAUAUUUAAAGUGCAGACUUCUGUGUUUACAAACAUAUAGCAGGCAACGUGUGCUGGUGGAAUUGACAGGUUUGUUUUUGAAAUAUAUCAUUUAAAAGGAUGUAAAACAUUGCAUUGGAUACGGGUGAUAUUGAUGAUAAAAAGUGCGAAAAUCUUGAAUUUAAUGCGAAUUUUUUUUAUUUUGACACUUGAUUUAGAUAUUUUUGAAAAAAGGUGAAAACCCAGGUUGUUUUAGCUGGCCAUUCGGUGGGAUUUCUGGCGGGAGCGAAUGACGUUUCAACGUUGCAUGACACACUGUAUUAUUUUUAGAUGCUCCCGCGAGUGUAUCUGCCUUAGGAAGGGGCAGCGCGGGAAGAUGCCUACUGUAUGAUCCGAUUGCAGACGAGUAUCUGUGUGCCUUAGUUAUAGUAUUUUUUUAUCCAGCUACGUCACUUUGAAACGAGAUUUCACGUGAGCUGGGAGACUACACAUAUUUUGAUCAGCUGUGAAGUGUAAACAGACAGACGGUCCAAUGGAGGUGGACAAGACCAUGUAAAUGUGCUGCAGACCUUACGUGGGUCACAAUGCUCUAGUAAUUUCACAGACAUUUCUUUUUGUUUAACCAAAUCCAUCCAAUGUUUUUGGACAGCAUGGAUCUGCUGGAUUCUUGCAAUGAUUUUCUGGAUCCAUGCGAUUUGGAGGUAAUCAAUGUCAACUCGAUCACGGACGAGAAGUUGCGAUCAGCCACCCUCGAAUCCCUUGAGACGGGCAAGAUCACACCCCUCCUCAAGGAGGAGCUCAAAUGUAGGAUCCUCACGCGCUGCUUGGAGGAGGGCAAGGAGCUGUCCCCGGAAAGGGCCAUCAAAAUACAACCCCGAAAGGACAAGCUGAAGCCAGAUGAGAUGAUGAAGCUGGAAAAAAGGCGGGAACAAAAUCGGAGGGCGGCGAGAAAGUUCCGGAUGAAGAAACAUAAAACAACAAAGACACUACAGCAGGAGUCGGAUGUCUUGGAAAGCAAGAACAACGAUCUUCAAGACGACAUCCAGACACUACUAAAACAGAAGUUUCACCUCCAGAACCUGCUGUCGGAACACGAGGGCAGAUGUCGACUAACGCCCGUCUCGGAGCGACUUUCACCCGUAUCGGAGAGACACACACCUAUCUCGGAGCAGGAUUUGUCUCCCAUGGAUGACUACCGUAUUUGUCCGAUCGCGUUACCUCCCCAAAACUUUAACAUGGAGUUACCGUAAAGGUUCUGUUGUCAAAGGACUGGCACAUCAUUACAUUGCAUAGAGUCAUCGGUAAGCAUUGUCGGCAUUCUGUCAUCAGUACCGUAAUCAACUUAAGAAACGUCACAUAAAAGAUGAUAACAUAGUAACCUUCCUAUUGCUGGUCAAUUUGUUGUGAUAGAUGAUUCUUUAUGAGACCAAUAGUUUAACUGUUAUAUCUACGAGAAGAAAUGAUCAUUUUAAUUACACUCUAUUUACGACAAUGCGAGUUCAGGAACUCCCGGCGACCUGUCUUCAUUUUCAUUCAUAUUCAUCUAUAGGCAUGCGUCAGAUGACAAAACACGUCCUUUCAUUCCAUAUAUGGACGAGUACAGUCUGAACGAUAACGCAUGCCCAGUCAACAGACAAAAUGAAAACAUCAAAAAUGAUCUCAUCCGAUAUUUUUGGAAUGCCGAAUUUUUAUAUUUAAACGGUUUGUAUAAUCCUGGUGGAUUUUCCACGUUGCACUUUUUAAGAUUGAUGAUUUUUUUUGUUCCCUUUUUGAGAAAUUCGCACAAUUAUUUUUAUUUCUAUUUUGAGGAACUGUAUUGAUGCUGUGUAAUAACUUACAUAUUGAAUAUAAUAUUUGUCACGUGUUUCCGCUUUUGUGGUCAAAGUGAAUUGUGGGUAUAGUGAUAGGUAUUGUGGGAAUAAUGACGUAUUGUCCGUCAGUGCCAGCCUGAACAACUAUUACUAACAAUGAGACCCAUUAAGUGUUUUCCAUUAUACUAAUCAAAAUACAAUAAUCAUUGAGAAACAUCAUCCCCCAUUACCAUAACAAUACGUUGACUCCAGCUUGAAUUGGAAUGUAUCGAAAAAUGAAUUCUCAGGAUUUCUUUCUUAUUACUUUAACCUGUUAGUUUCAGUUUGAAAUUGCUUUGUCUUUUUUUCUUAAAAGAUACCAAUUGAAGAUAAAAUAUUGGCUAUUCAAACGCCGGUCGUUUGGUGAGGUGUAAUUGGGGAUUGGAGGCUAAUGCUGGUGGUGCGGGGUGUCUCGUGAAUUCCAUUACAACGUUUCGCGCAGUUUGGCUGUCUCUUCUGAUUGAAUAAUCUAAUUGGAGAUUGCCUGUAAUGACAUUGUAAUUAGACACUGUUUUAUGGUCCUCAUCAAUAACACACAAUGCCUUCAUGGACUUUUUCGAUUGGAUAAAAUGCAAAUGUCAAGUUAGAAAUAACAGAGAACGGAUUUUCUCCGAUAAUGAAAAUAGUCCCAGUAAAUUGAAAAGAAAAAUCAAAAUGUUUACGUACAUGCAUUGUUUGUGUCACAGAUGAUAAUUAUAACACAACAAAUUAUUACAAACAAAUACGUCAUUCUAUUGUUGGUGUGUGACUCAUCCCUGUUUUUACGGUAAUUUGAAUACCAUUUCAUACAACCAGAAACACAUCAAAUUUUUAUAAGAAUAUAUAUUGCAUUAUAAAUACUAAUGAAUAAACACUAACACUAGCUCAACCUUAUCUUACCACCGACACCUGACAAAACACCACCUAUAACACAUAUCAGAAUGGGCUCUGUGUCCAUUUAAUUGAUCAGAACCAAUUGUACACGUGCUUGAAUAGCUUUUUUGAAUUCCGAUGUCGCGGUACGAGUCAUUAUGAUUAGCUACGAUACUUGGUUUGUUAGAGACAUAAACUGACUCUGUGAAAGGUCAUGUCCAGCUUUGUGACCGCUGGCUGUCUUCUAUACCGGUAUUGACCGGAUAUCUAUACAAGUCGUGACCGGUUAUUUGACUGGAUAUCUAUACCGGUUGUGAGACUGGAUAUCUAUUCACGACGUGUCCGGUUAUUUGUCCGGAUAUCUUUCCGGUUUUGUGCUUGGAUAUAUAUACGCGACGUGUCCGGUUAUUUGACUAGAUAUCUAUACCGGUUGUGUGACUGAAUAUCUAUACAAGUCGUGACCGGUUGUGUGACUGGAUAUCUAUUCACGACGUGUUCGGUUAUUUGACUGGAUAUCUAUACCGGUUGUGUGACUGGAUAUCUAUUCACGACGUGUCCGGUUAUUUGACUGGAUAUCUAUACCGGUUAUUUGACUGGAUAUCUCAACCGGUUUUGUGCUNGGAUAUCUAUACAUGUCGUGACCGGUUGUGUG
Molecule: messenger RNA, 4439 nt
Organism: Mizuhopecten yessoensis (Yesso scallop)
Lineage: Eukaryota; Metazoa; Mollusca; Bivalvia; Pectinida; Pectinidae
Product: proto-oncogene c-Fos-like
Exons: 4
Coding region: 1721-2335 (204 amino acids)
Biological process (GO): regulation of transcription by RNA polymerase II
Cellular component (GO): nucleus
Molecular function (GO): RNA polymerase II cis-regulatory region sequence-specific DNA binding; DNA-binding transcription factor activity, RNA polymerase II-specific
Source: RefSeq, a predicted model, not a curated record